Striga asiatica is the source of this 2862-nucleotide messenger RNA. The record is from the annotation of a GenBank genome assembly. NCBI's taxonomy places the organism in Eukaryota, Viridiplantae, Streptophyta, Magnoliopsida, Lamiales, Orobanchaceae.
AUGAAGUUUCAAGCCUCGGAACUUCCCAUAGGAAAGCCUCAUCAUCAAGCAAGAAAAAAAACAUCAAAACUUGCUCCACUCAUAGCCCUAACCAUCCUUCUAACAAUCCCUUUGUACUAUCCCACCGUUAGAGACUCGUCCAAGAAAUUAUCCGAUACAUCGCCGGUGUACGAUGAUCCCGUAGACAAACCAAUCAAAUCAACCCAAUCUUUCGAAACACCUCCCCAGGAAGUAAUAUCCGAAAACAAUACCCAAACAACUAAUUGCUCCGCCGCAGAAUGUAAUAAUGAUCAACCGGCGCCAACCGAGCACCAUCCGGUGCGAAAGAAGCAAGAGCGGGCCAAUAGAAAGAAAAGAGUGGCCCGCGUGUCGGCCCAUAAAGAAAACAAACACCGGCCCAUUGGGCCCAAUGAUCGUGAGAUGGUGAGAUCACAACUAUUGGACGAGGAGGAAUGUGAUUUGUUUUCCGGGGAGUGGGUCCCGAAUCCCGAGGGCCCGUAUUAUACGAACGACACGUGUAGUGCGAUUCAGGAGCAUCAGAACUGCUUGAAGUUCGGGCGGCCCGACAGGGGAUUUUUGAAAUGGAGAUGGAAGCCCGAUGAUUGCGAGCUGCCCGUUUUUGACCCGGCCCGAUUCUUGGAGCUCGUUAGUGGGAAAUCUAUAGCUUUUGUGGGAGACUCCGUGGCUAGGAAUCACAUGCAGUCUUUGAUUUGCCUGUUGUCAAGAGACCUAUCAGGGCCGUUGGACCAAAACAAGCGUUACGAAUACCGCGAUCACGACUUCAACAUCUCCAUGUUCUGGUCUCCCUACCUCGUACGCACUGAAAAACUCGACCCGAACGACGACAAGCGUCCCUUCAAGCUCUUCCUUGACGAGUUCGACACCCACUGGACCUCAGCCCUCUCCCCCUUCGACUACCUCAUAAUCUCGGCCGGCCACUGGUUCUUCCGCCCCACCUACUUCUACCUUGACCGCCGUCUCGUCGGCUGCCUCUACUGCCCGGAGACAAACAUCACCCGCCACACCACCGCCUACUUCAGCUACCGCAGAGCCUUCCGCACCGCCCUCCGUGCCACGUCAGACAGCUUCCGCGGGGUGGCGUUCCUCCGCACGUUCGCCCCGUCGCACUUCGAGGGGGCUGCGUGGGAUAAGGGCGGGGAUUGCCCGCGGACGAGGCCGUACGGACGGGAUGAGGUGAGACUGGUGGACUACAGCCUGGAGAUGUACUUGAUACAGCUGGAGGAGCUGAGGAUAGCACAUAGGGGGGCUGUAGGGAGGAGAAAGUUUCGGCUGUUUGAUGCGAGCAGGGCGAUGGUGCUGAGGCCGGACGGGCACCCGAGUAGGUACGGACACGUGCAGGGGAGUAAUCUGUCGUUUGCGAAUGAUUGCGUGCACUGGUGCCUGCCGGGGCCAAUUGACGCCUGGAAUGAUUUUUUGCAGGAGCUGUUGAGUAGAGAAAUAGGAGGGAAGAGGAGGUCACCGCCCGCAUCACGGCCACCUCAGCCGCCAGCUGCCUUAGCACCGGUGCAUCAUCACUCUUCGGGAGGCAAUUCCGGGUCAGAGCUGCCGACCGCAAAAUCGGUACAGCCUAUCCGGAACAUAAGCAGCGAAGGGGAUUCAGUGAGCUCUCGGGAGCUGAGGGGCGGAAGUGUAAUUGUGCUCAGCAGUUUCGUGGGCAUUUUGGCUCUCACAUUGGCCGUGUUUUUCGCGUGGUUUGUCAAUAGAAGGAAGAAAAGAAAAGGUGGUGGUGGCCCGGAGAUCAAUCAGCUGGAGCACUCUGCCUUUCCUUCGUCCCAUAACACAGAUUCCACAUUCCUAAGACCCCAGUAUUCGAAUCUCACGUGCUCGUCGGAUGGCGGCAGGGGUGCUUCUUCUAGGUCGUGGCUCACGUACGAGGAUUUAUAUGAGGCAACAAACGGGUUUUCGGAAGAUAAUGUUUUGGGCAAAGGUGGUUUUGGCUCUGUUUAUAAAGGGGUGCUAAUGGACAGCAAAGAAGUUGCUGUCAAGCAGUUGAAAGCUGGCAGCAGACAGGGUGAGCGUGAGUUCCGAGCAGAAGUCGAGAUUAUUAGCCGCAUACACCACAGGCAUUUGGUCUCACUUGUCGGUUAUUGUAUCUCUGAGAACCAAAGAUUGCUCGUUUAUGAGUAUGUGCCAAAUAACAACCUGCAUUAUCAUCUCCAUGGUGAAAGCAAUCAAGUGAUGGACUGGGCUAAUCGAGUAAAAGUUGCAAGUGGUGCAGCACGUGGGCUAGCGUAUCUUCAUGAAGACUGUCAACCGCGCAUCAUUCACAGGGAUAUUAAGUCCACAAACAUUCUCCUUGAUAACAACUUUGAAGCACGGGUUGCAGAUUUUGGGCUUGCAAAGCUAGCAAUGGAAUUGGAUAUAAAUACUCACGUGUCGACUCGUGUAAUGGGAACCUUUGGAUACAUGGCUCCAGAGUAUGCGGCCACGGGUAAACUCACAGAGAAAUCAGAUGUUUAUUCAUUUGGUGUUGUGCUUUUGGAGCUCAUUACUGGUCGGGAGCCUGUUGACUCAUCUCGACCUUCGGGUGAUGAAAGCCUAGUUGAAUGGCUAGUUGACUCGAGGCUCGAAAACAAUUUCAGUGAAAGAGAGAUGUUCCGUAUGAUAGAAGCAGCUGCGGCUUGCAUUCGUCACUCGGCUUCUAAAAGGCCGCCGAGAGCUUUAGACUCCAUGGAGGAGUUGGAUGAUUUGAGCAGUGUAAUCAUACAGAGCCGGAGUGGAACUUUCGAUUCUAGAGAACAUUCGGCACAGAUUCGAAGGUUUGACAGAAUGGCUUUUGGCAAUGAAGACUACUAUAGCUCGGGUUCUUUUAGUCGCUCUCAAUGUAGCUGGAGGAGUUGA